AUGAUUGUCAGCACUUCUGUUUUCUAUCGACUCUGCAAUGGGGAGACACGGGAGGGGGAAAGGGGGAACAUACUGCAGGUGUGGCGGAGCUGGCGCGUAGUGGCUAAACUCCAUGGUGAACUCUCCCUUGCCCUGCGUGGCGGCGCGGAGCUGGGAGCUGAAGCCGAACAUGGCGUUGAGGGAGCAGUCGCAGGUGAGGGUGAAGUCCUCGGUGCCGAUGUCGGUGUCGUGGAUGGUGGCGUUGCGCUUGUUCAUGAGCAUGAGGAUGCCGCCCUGGAACUCGUUGGGGGCGGUGAUGGUGGUCUUCAUGAGGGGCUCGAGGACCUGGCCGCCGGCCUCCUUGAAGGCCUUGCGGAAGGCCAUCUGCGUGGCGAGGUUGAAGGCGUGGUCGGACGAGUCGGUAACGUGGGUGGCGCCGUCGUUGAUGAUCAUCUUGGUGCCGAUGACGUGGUGGCCCAGGAGGGGGCCCUUGUCGGUCGCGGCCUCGAAGCCCUUGGCGCAGGCAGUGAGGAACUUGUCGGGGAUGUUGCCGCCGACGACCUGGCUCUCGUAGAAGUUCUCGCCGGGCUUCUCGUAGGGCUCGAUCCAACCCGCGACGCGGGCGAAGUCGCCGGGGCCGCCGCUCUGGCGCUUGAACAGGAAGUCGAAGUCGGCGCGGUGGGCGAUGGUCUCGCGGUAGGCGACGCGGGGCUGGCCGGUGACGCAGUCGGUCUUGUACUCACGGCGGAGACGCUCGACGUAGACCUCCAGGUGCAGUUCGCCCAUGCCGGAGAUGAUGGUCUCCUCGCUCUCGGCGUCGACGUGGACUCGGAAGGUGGGAUCCUCACGGGUGAAGCGGUUCAUGGCCUUACUGAAGUUGUCUGCAUCCCCGGAGCGCUUGGGCUUGAUGGAGAGAGACAUGACGGCAUCUGGAACGAACAUGGACGACAUGGAGUAGGGGAGACCACCGUCGGUGAAGGUGUCUCCGGAAGCACAGUCGACACCGAACACGGCACAGAUCUCACCAGCACCGACGUCGGAGACAUCCUCCAUCUCGUUGGAGUGCAUGCGGACAAUGCGGGGGAUUCGGACCUUCUUGCCCGUGCGGGAGUUGAAGAGAGUUCCUUGGUAGACUCGGAUGUAGGUAAGCUGGCCGUAGUUGUUCUCCUCAAGCUUAAAGGCGAGACCAACGAAAGGCAGGGAGUUGUACGGCACAAGCUUGACAGACUUCUCGUCUUGGGAUCGAUCCAGGGCCAGGUUGUCGGUAUCAGCAGGGUUGGGCAGGUAUUCACACACGGCAUCGAGCAUGGGCUGGAUGGCCUUGUCGGCCAGGGCGGAUCCCAUCAUGACAGGAGUGAACUUGCGGGCAAUGGUGGACCUUCGGAUGGCAGCCUUGAUCUGUUCGUUGGUGGGUUCGACUUCCUCAAGGAACAGUUCGGCAAUCUCAUCAUCGACAUCAGCGAGCUUCUCAAUCAGAGCCUGGCGCUUCUCGUUGGCGAGUUCCUGGAGGACGGGAGGGACCUGGUUGGCCACGCGGACUUUGACACCACGGGGGCCUUCAAAGUACAUGGCCUUCAUUUCGAUCAGAUCAACGACACCCUCGUGCUCAUCCUCGAGACCAAUGGGGAUCUGGAUAGCAGCGGCAGGGAUCUUGAGUUUCUGGUUGAUUUGCUCGACGGCCUUCCAGGGGUUGGCGCCCAUUCGGUCCAUCUUGUUGAUAAAGGAGAUACGGGGGACAUUGUAGCGCUUCAUCUGUCGGUCGACGGUGAUGGUCUGGGACUGGACGCCGCUGACAGCACAGAGAAUCAUGACGGCACCAUCGAGAACGCGGAGAGCGCGCUCAACCUCGAUGGUGAAGUCGAUAUGGCCGGGAGUGUCGAUAAGAUUGAUAUGAUCCAUGGAGUCCAUCUUGGCGCCAACGGAAUCUUUUCCUCGAACUUCGUGAAUCGCCUUGAUUCGGCCGGUGUAGAACAGAACUCGCUCAGUAACCGUAGUCUUGCCACUGUCGAUGUGUGCCUGGAAACCCUGUGUAUCAGCGCUGGACUGCGUCGAUGUGCCAUAUUGGAAAAGGAGCGCCGUCGACUUACAGCAAUACCAAUGUUGCGAACCUUGGAGAGCCUGGCCUUCUCGGCGGGGUUCAUGUUGGCAGCCACAUAUUCGGGGGUAAGACUGGAGGCAUCGGUCUGGGCCUUUUUCAACCUAAAAGCAACCAAUUCAUCAAUAAAAGUCCAACAUGGAGGGGUGGAGGCGGGGAUUGAAGCACGCACGCUUCUUGAGCAGCGCUGGCAGCGGGCGAAGUCUGGCUGA
Molecule: messenger RNA, 2286 nt
Organism: Clonostachys solani
Lineage: Eukaryota; Fungi; Ascomycota; Sordariomycetes; Hypocreales; Bionectriaceae
Source: the annotation of a GenBank genome assembly